Atta colombica is the source of this 1337-nucleotide messenger RNA. RefSeq lists its product as uncharacterized. The coding region runs from base 66 to 1286 and encodes 406 amino acids. The transcript has 6 exons. The record is from RefSeq and is a predicted model, not a curated record. NCBI's taxonomy places the organism in Eukaryota, Metazoa, Arthropoda, Insecta, Hymenoptera, Formicidae.
UUAAAGCUGACUUACGAAACGGAACAGUGAAAUAAUUUAAGAGAAAUUAACAAUUGAAGACGAAGAUGAAUAAAACGUCAGAAAUGGUAGAAACAUCAUGGCUAGAUCUAUGCUUUAUGGAGAAAAUCCUGCGAAAAUCGGAAAACGACGAUUCGAUUCAAGUUACCCAUAUAGUUUCGAAACCGGCUACAAGCAAGGGUGACAACUACACUAGCGACAUGAUUAGAAUUACUGCCGAAUAUUCACGUAACUCUAAGAUUAAAGAGAAAAAAUCCAUCAUUAUCAAACUCUCUCCUGUACACGGUGUCCGACAGAAGAUCGUUACACAAGCAGAUCUCUUUCACACAGAGAUGUCGAUGAUGUCCGAUACUUUGGAUAAAAUGAAUAAGUUGUUGGAGCCAAAGCACCGUUUGAGUGCGAAAAUUCUUUAUGCGCAAAAUGAAAAUCCAACGCUUCUAAUGAUCGAAGAUCUCGCAUCUCUCGGUUUUCAAAUGGCUGAUCGUUCAUCUGGUCUCGACUUAGAUCAUUCUCUAAUGGCAUAUCGCGGACUUGCCAGGUUUCAUGCAGCCUCCGUUGUCGUAUGUGAGAAGAAUCCUAAGCAAAAAGAGAUGUAUUCAAAAGGAAUGUUUUAUAAUCAGCACUCGUCAGAAAUGAAAUCUUUCUUCAAUAUGGGUUCCAAAGCUUUAGCAGAUGAGAUUGCAAACUGGCCUGAAGCGAAAAAAUACUCGGAAAAAGUUUCUAAACUUUCCGAUCACAUGUAUCAAAUAGGAAUAGAUGCACAUAUGCUCUGUGAAGACGAAUUUAAUGUUAUUAACCAUGGUGAUUGUCACAUGAAUAAUAUGUUAUUCAAAUAUGACAAUAAUGGCAAACCUACUGAUCAGAUUUUUGUAGACUUUCAAAUGUGUAUCUAUGCAUCGGCGGCACUCGAUUUUAUUUAUUUACUCAAUUCAAGUAUUUCCUUCGAUGUUACUGAACACAAGACAGAUAUUUUAUUAAACGAAUAUCUUCACACCUUAUCAACGACUAUGAAACAAUUGAAUUGCAAGACGCAGCCACCUACUAUGAAAGAACUGAAAGCUUCCAUAAAACGAAAAGCUAGCUAUGGAAUGAUGGCUUCUUUUACCAUUUUACCCUUCUUGCUAUGCUGCAAGUCUGAGGCAAAAAAUUUGGAUGAAGUACUGUGCAGUAGUACUUAUAUGAAUCCAGGUUUAAAGAGUGAGAUUUUUAAAGAAAUAUUGAUAAAAAGACUGCCACUAUACGACGAAUGGGGUUUGCUGGAUCUCUAAUGUAUACUUCACAGUGAUAGAAUAUUAAAGUUGAAAAAAAAUAGAAGUUUA